AUGUUGAAACGCUGCGCAAUCGCAAUUGUUUUGUUGGCUUCGUUGGUGUAUGCUCGUCCUGCAGAAAGUGAAUCAGACAACAUUUUCUCGAAUGCGUUUGAAGCGACCAAGACGUUCUUGUCGGACGCGUUGGAUACCGUAACCGGAGGUGCAAAAGAAGCUGGCACAGUAAUAGGAGAUGCAGCUGGCGCAGCCGCUGGCAAAGUUGGCGAAGCGGCGCAAACUGUUGGAGAAGGAGCCAAGGAUGCAGCGAACACCGUUGGGGAAGGUGUUAAAAGUGCAGCCGGCUAUGUUGGCGAUAAGGCUGGCGAAGCAAAGGACUCAGCAGGAAAUGCUUUGAACAGUGCUAAGGAAGGCUUGCAAAGUGCCGGUGCAGCAGUUUCGGAUGCAGCAGGUAACGCUGCAAGCUCAGUGAAGCAAGGUGCGUCGGAUGUGGCUGAAGGUGCAAAGGGAGCAGCUGGUAUGAAAUUAAAUUUCUAUUCAAGUUUCUUCGGAUUUUUAAUAACAGUUGUGAUUCAUAUGCCGCCUAUCCUCACAAAGCAGAGCGUAAUCCAUUGUAAACGAAUUGUAAAUGCUUUCGAGAUGAAAUGUAAUCGGUAUAAAUAUACAGAACAAUUAAAUAAUUGCUGCAUAUACUAG
Molecule: messenger RNA, 639 nt
Organism: Anisakis simplex (herring worm)
Lineage: Eukaryota; Metazoa; Nematoda; Chromadorea; Rhabditida; Anisakidae
Source: the annotation of a GenBank genome assembly